AUGCGGAUUCCACAUGCGGCCCGCGGCCUGCACUCCUCGGCUGUCUGCCACGACCUGAGCCUGCGGUUCAAGCAGCUCAUGGCCCGCCAUGCCGCUCCGCUUGCCGUCAUUUCCGCCGCCCACGCCAACGACCGCCGGGCCGCGACCGUCUCGUCCGUGACCUCGCUCUCGGUCUCCGACCAGGCCGCGCCCUUGAUCACUUUCAAUCUCAAGCUCCCCUCGAGUACUUCUAGACUUAUCCACGACUCGGGCAGGUUCAGCGUUAACUUUCUCUCCGGCGCCCCCGCUGCUGAGGAAAUCGCUCGGGGGUUUGCGGGCGUUGCGCGUCCUGCAAACCUGAAAGAGACUGACUAUCUGGAGCAAGACGUGGAGGUUGUCGGGGUCGAUUGGUUCCCGGUUUCUGAUGCGCCUUUUGAGACCCCGAUGCUUAAUCGCACGCGAGUACUCAAGCCAGACGAGCACUCACCCGACUCAUCAGAGUCAUCGAGCACGCGGCCGGCGAAUAUCGCAUUCGCCAGGGUUGACUGUACUGCAAAGCACUGCUUCUCCGUGCGGGAUCACGAAAUAUGGGUAGGCGAGGUCGAACGACUCGAGCUCGAGGACGAGAAUCUCAAACCACCACCUCCCGCUCUCGUGUACUUUAACCGACAGUUUGUUCGCGUGCACGUUGCAAAUGACGCUGCCGCCGACGAGAAGCCAAAAGUUCGUCGGAGCCACCUCAGUCACGAGUAA
Messenger RNA from Myxozyma melibiosi, 732 nucleotides. Its product is annotated as flavin reductase like domain-containing protein. The record is from RefSeq and is a predicted model, not a curated record. Gene Ontology annotation, molecular function: FMN binding; riboflavin reductase (NADPH) activity. NCBI's taxonomy places the organism in Eukaryota, Fungi, Ascomycota, Lipomycetes, Lipomycetales, Lipomycetaceae. The coding region runs from base 1 to 732 and encodes 243 amino acids. The transcript has a single exon.